This is a messenger RNA of Lepisosteus oculatus (spotted gar), 7978 nucleotides long. RefSeq names its product arf-GAP with Rho-GAP domain, ANK repeat and PH domain-containing protein 1 (gene arap1). Gene Ontology annotation, cellular component: cytoplasm. The record is from RefSeq and is a predicted model, not a curated record. Gene Ontology annotation, molecular function: phosphatidylinositol-3,4,5-trisphosphate binding; protein binding; GTPase activator activity. Gene Ontology annotation, biological process: regulation of cell shape; signal transduction; positive regulation of GTPase activity. Lineage: Eukaryota; Metazoa; Chordata; Actinopteri; Semionotiformes; Lepisosteidae.
ACCGAAGGGCGCUGACGCCCUCUGGUGAGAAGUCUUUCCCCCCCAAAACAUGGUCUUAAUAUUGGACUCGGAAGACGUAGAUGGAGGAUUCACUGUGCUCACCUGUGAAUCUGAUGUUUAUGUUGACUGCCAUACAAAGUCAAAUCCUUACUGGAUUGUAGAGCCUUGAUAAUACCUAGGCUCUAAAAAUGUAACUUUUUUGUUUAUCAAGCUACGAUAACGUAAAUUUGUUCUUAACUUUUUAAGAAAGUUAAGUUCGUUUUUAAAACAACAAAGGGGAUGAUAUUUUUUCAAACUUAAAAUGGGCUAUAAAUGAAGUAGCACCUAAGUCGGUGAAAUGUCAAUGAUAACAUUUAAAAGGGUCAGUUUUCACGGGCAAGCCCGUUAUUCUGGAUGUUUUAGUUCGUAACAGUCAUGCAUUUUGCCUAAUCCAGACAUAACUAAUUCUACACUGCCAACAAACAUUAUUUAUAACUGUCUUGCCAGGGAUUCUCUUCGGACCAAUUUUACGUUUAGUUUGGGGGGCUAGAGAGGGAAAGGAUAGCUGGUAGAUGGAAAACAAGUGGUUUAGCAAUUCAGUCACGUGACGGCGCUGCGGAAGCAGUGAAGUUUUUCGGUGGAUUUUCUUUUUUUAAAACUACUCCCACGAAAACAAGCGUGAGAAAAUGACCGCAUCCUUAAGUGCUCUGCAGAAAUCAGAUCCCUGGCACGUUUCUUUGGAAUACCGCUAAAUUACAAAUAAAACCAAGACAUUUUAGCUGGCGUGCAAGCAGGUUCUCUGCAGUCUGUCAGGUGGAGCCAGUUUUGGAGUAGACAUGAUCUGACGAGCUGUACUCCAGCGCCAGAGCUUCUACGGUCCCAGUGGGUUCCACCAUGAGCUCAGGAGUGACCCCCCACUCGGUCUCUGAGUGGCUCACCGUGCUUCACCUGGAGCAGUACGUUAAGGCCUUUGAGGGAGAGGGCUAUGACUUAAUCUCCGAAUGCCGCGGCCUGACGGCAGGGGACCUUGAACAGGUUGGAGUGGUCCUACCUGGCCACCAGAAGCGCAUCUUGGCCAGCCUCCAGAAGAUCUUCUCUGUGGCUCAGGAGGGCGAGAAACCUCUUCCCAUGCCAAGGAAGAUAUACCGCUUACCAAAUGCCAGAAACGAUCAGAAAGAUGUCUUAUCUCCUGACCCACCUGAGGUUGGGAGCCCCAGAUUCAUGGACUCUAGCAUUCUGGGAAAGGGUCCACCUCCUAUACCCCCAAGGGUGACCCCGAAUCGCCCCCCUCUCCGAUUUACCCCCGCUGUGGCCCCGACGCCUUACCCACGGCCAGACACCCUGGCUUUGAAUACCGCAGCUCUAGAACAGCAGCCGCUGCCCAAGAAGAGCUCCCCUUCUCCGGUGUCUGAACAGUGUCAUCUCUAUGAGCAGUGCUCUUCCCCAGGGCAGACUGACAAGCUUGUGCCACCCCUUCCUGCCAAGCGCUAUGCUGUCAGUGUGCCUAAGGAGGCUCUGGAGGUGCCACCUCCCCUGCCCAGGCGGCCCCCUGUGCCCCCGCCAAGAGAGAUCAGCCCCAGGGCUUCUCCUCCAGCAAACCAAUCACCUGUGGAUGACCCAUCAGAGGUUGACAAAGUGCCAGACGUUCCUCCUAGAAACAAAUUUUCCCAGCAGCCUGUUGUCCUGCCUCUCCCGCCACAGAGAAGACCCCCAAAGUUGCCUAACAUUAGCUCUCUCUCCACAGACAGCUCUGAGGACUAUGAAGAUCCAGAUAUACAGAACCCCUACCUGUGUGACCCCAUAGACAUGACAGAUAAGGAGGAGCGUCUGGCUGUGCCUAGGUUAGAGAAGAGGCGAUUCAACAGCCUGUGCAGUGAUGAUGAACAACUGGAUGAAGAGGACAGCUAUGAAACCAUCCUGCAAGACAGGGUGUGCCUGCAGGACUAUGGGCUGAGCACCCUCAAGGAAACUCGUCACCCUCCACCGAUGGGGAGGCGACCAUCAGCAGGGGUCAAAGACGGAAACGAUAUGUCCCAGCUUACUCCAGUCAUCAAAAUGGGCUGGCUGGACAAAAACCCUCCACAGGGCUCAUUAAUCUACCAGAAGCGCUGGGUGAAGCUCGAUGCUGAUUACUUGAGGUACUUCGACAGCGAUAAGGACAUGUAUUCGAAGAGAAUCAUACCAACAGCGUCCAUUACCCACAUUGCCAAUGUUGGGGACCAGAAGUUUGAGGUGGUCACGCACAACAGGACCUUUGUGUUCAGGGCUGAGAGUGACUUGGAACGGAAGGAGUGGGUGACAGUGCUGCAGGAGACAAUUAGGGACCAAAGGGCGACCAACAAGGAUCUGUCCUCCAGCCCCCCUGCCGAGAUGGAGAGUUAUCUGGAGCUGAGAGGCCUGCGCUCCAAGCUCUACGUGGUUGUCUCUGGGGAAAAAGUGUUUCUCUACAAGAAUAUGGAUGAUUAUAAAUUGGGCAUUGGGAUCACAUCCAUAGACAUGAAUGUGGGUAACGUGAAAGACACUGACAGAAGAUCCUUUGAUCUCACUACACCUUACAGGAUUUUCAGCUUCGUGGCAGAGUCGGAUGUGCAGAAGGAAGAGUGGGUGGAGGCGAUGCAGAACUCCAUCGGGGAAGCCCUCUCCAACUAUGAGGUGGCCAAGAAAAUCUGGGCAGAGGAGUCCAACGGGUUCUGCGCAGACUGCGGGGCCGCCAAACCCGAAUGGGCCGCAAUUAACCUCUGCGUGGUGUUCUGCAAGCGCUGUGCAGGUGAGCACAGAGGACUUGGCCCAAGCAUAUCUAAAGUGCGAAGUCUAAAGAUGGACAAAAAAGUAUGGAUCGAUGACCUAAUUAAGCUGUUCUCGGUACUUGGCAACCAGAGAGCAAAUUCUUUCUGGGCUGCAAACGUUCCACCAAGCGAGGCCCUGUCCCCGGCGAGCUGCAGUGAGGAGAGGAGAAAAUUCAUUGCUGCCAAAUACCGUGAAGGGAAGUAUCGCCGAUACCACCAGCUCUUUGGAAACCAGGAAGCACUGGACAACGCUCUGUGCAUCAACGUCCAAUCAGAUGAUGUGCUGGAAACUCUGUCUUUGGUGUUUUGUGGGGCCAAUGUGAACUGCGACACAGGAAAUCCUGAUUUCCCCACUCCCAUCUCCCUGGCUCAGAGCUAUGACCAGAAACUCCAGGUGGAAUUCCUAACUCAGAACAGAAACACAGAGAUUCCGAGGUCGGAGGUGGGAGGUCACAUGGACACAGUGCACUACAUGGCUCCACCCUCCAUCACACACAAUGGAUUUCUGUACAAGACUGCCUCCAUGGGGAAGCCUAUCACAGAGCGGAAAGCUAAAGAAGAAUUUAGUCGGCGGUGGUGCACUUUGAACGAUGGGAAUUUCAGCUACUAUGACAGUGACAGAAAUUCCACACCCAAUGGGGAACUCAAGAUGAAGGAUGUCGCCUGCCUUGUAGUCAAUCCUCCAGAAAAACAUGGAUAUGACUAUACAUUUGAGAUUUACACAGAGUUGGAACGGCUUUACCUGUUUGGAACGGAUAACUCGGAGCACAUGAGAGAAUGGGUGAAGUCUAUUGCCAAGUCUUUUAUCCCAUCCAGUGCAGAGGACUUGCUGAACUGGGAUUUUGAAAGGAUCGGAAAACUGCAGUAUAAGGACGGACUGAACCUCCAGAGUGCCAAGACAGGCUGGUUUGCUCUGGUAGGUUCCACACUGCACGCCUGCUUUGAAGACAGUGAAGGGGAGGAGGCUAUUCACCUGAAGAAACUACAGGAGCUGUCAAUUCAACAGGAAAAUGAAGUACUUGUGUUGGUGGAGCGAAGAAGGACACUGUACAUCCAAGGGGAUCGGAAGCUGGAUUUUCUGGGCUGGUCAACAGCCAUCCAGCGGGCAGCAGGGAGCUCAGGAGACACACUGAGCCAGCAGCAGCUCACAGAGUCAGACAUACCGGUGAUAGUGGACAGGUGUAUCGACUACAUCACGCAGUGCGGGCUGACUUCAGAGGGGAUCUAUCGGAAGAGUGGGGUGAACUCCAAGAUUGCCAGCCUGCUGGAGUCUUUCCGGAAGGACGCUCGCAGCGUGCGACUGAAGGAAGGAGAGCACCAGGUGGAUGAUGUGUCUAAUGUGCUCAAGAGGUUCUUCAGAGAUGUGAAAGAGGGCAUCUUCACCAGCGGGGCUGCUGUUGAGUGGCUCAACACCCCAGCUGUAGCAGAUGAGAGCCAGAAGAUCCUUUUAUAUCAGUCUUUGCUGAACAACCUGCCGCGAGUCAACAAAGCCACUUUGAAAUCUCUUGUCAACCACCUGUACUGUGUCCAGCGUUUUGCAGACAUGAAUCAGAUGAAUUUGCACAACCUGGCCAUUGUUUUCGGACCUACGCUCUUCCAGACUGAUGGCAAGGACUACAAUGCUGGCAGAGUCAUUGAGGAACUUAUUGGCCUCUAUGUGGCUAUUUUUAAUGUGAACGAACAGCAACUAAAGAAACAGCUGGAUGAGAUCACAGCCAUCAUUAAGCUACGGGAAAUUAACUCCAGCAGCAAGGCCCAACAUGCGGGGGAUUUUAUUUGCACAGUUUACCUGGAGGAAAAAAAGGAGACGGCUGAACAGCAUGUAAAGAUCCCAGCUACCAUGACGGCAGCGGAACUAGCCUUUGAGAUUCUGGACCGGCGAAAAAUUGCAGUCCGAGACAAGGAUUACUGGUGCUGCUUCGAGGUGAACGAGAAGGAAGAGACAGAGCGACCAUUACACUACCAGGAGAAGGUGCUGCCCAUCCUUCACUCAAUGGGAACAGAAAGCUGUGUGGUAGUGAAGAAGCACUUCUCUAUGGAAGCCAUGCUUAUAUAUCUGGCUAGUAAAGUGGACGACUCGAAGCAUGGCAUGAUGAAGUUCCGUGAGGAGAGGAACCUCCUGGGCUUAGGUCUGAACACCGGCAGCUUCCAUGACCGAUACUUCAUCUUAUCCAGCACCACUCUGAGACUCUACAAAGAAGUGCGGAGUAUUCAAAGGCUCCAGAUUCCUGAGCUGCAGUGUAGCCAUCGGCCAGAGAAAGAGUGGGCCGUCAAAUCACUAAAGGUAUACCAGGGAAUUAAGAAGAAACUGCGACCUCCAACUUGUUGGGGCUUGACAGUUGUAUAUCAGAAUGAGAAACAAGAAAAGCAGCAGUGGUAUCUUUGCUGUGACACCCAAACCGAAAUGAGAGAGUGGUUUGCCACCUUUAUGAGCAUACAGAAUGAUGGCAACAUGUGGCCUUCAGAAUCUGUGAAGAUGCGAGCAUCUCGUGUGCAGCUUGAUACCAGGUUGGGUAAUAGAUCUUUAAUCCCGCUGAGGGGCAGCGAAAACGAGAUGAGAAACAGCGUGGCUGCUUUUACUGCUGAUCCGCUUGCUCUCUUCCGAAAUGUAUGAAAGUUCAGCUUAACAUUCAGUAAGAAGCAGCCAGCACAGGACAAGCAGGAGGAUGACUGUUUAAGAGGUCUUCUGGCAGAGAUGGAAGAUGGAAUCUAAAACAAUUUUUUGCACAAAGACUUUACUGUGUUCUCUGACCAUACGGACUGUAAAAAAAUCAAGGAGGCCUCAGAAGGGCUUAUAUACUUCCAUGCUCAAGUGAAAGGCCAGUUGGCAGUGAUUUAUUCAGACACAACACACUCUGCCUCUUUUCUUAUCAUCCCUUCUGGGUAAAUUUCCCACAGAUUUUGAAAGUUGCACGUCUACACUUGGUGAAGCCGGGGACUAGGCAUGCCUGAAGGCACAUAACCACAGCCUCCUCUCCCAAGCUGUUUCAGUGUUAAAAAGCUCUGGUAAAGACUGGUAUGAUAGGCACUGUGCCUUUCAAAGAGGGGCUAAGGUGAACAAAAAAGUGCAAUCAAGUCUAUCCCUACCCAUUUUUCCAUUGUGUAUUGGAACCUCUGUGUUCAAUAAAUAACUGAAUCCAGUGGAGACGUGAUGGUUCUCCAGACGUCUUGAAAAAAUGAAAACCUGUGACUGAAUGCAUCAAAAGUUUGUUGUUCUUGUUCUGUUAAUCAUCAUCAUUGUACACUCUGGACAAAAAAAAUACUGAGAAUAAUAACUUUGGCUUAUGUGUGUUUAUCCUCAAAAGACUAUAAAAGAGAAAGCAUGCUUCUCUAUUGGAUCAACUCAUUGACGUUCCAGAUUGAUAGGUGUCAUUUGACUGAGGGAUAUACUGUAUGUCUGAGGUCUUUGGCAAAAUGAUUAAUAUUUACACAUUUUAAAUCUUUAAUUUCAUUUCAUUAAAAUAAACACUUCUGGUUUGCUCUGUAGAAGAGUUAAUGCUAUGCACCAGUAACUAAUUUUUAAACUAUUAAACUUUUAAAAUAUCAGUUUAACAAAAGGAAGCCUUCCAAGCUUUGCUUUCUUUAGCUUUGUUUUUGAAAGGUUAAUAAGAAGGUAUGUCUUGGCAACUUAAUUGAAUGUUCUUAAAAUGUUUUUUUGUUUAAUUUAUUUGUAUGGCAGCAUUUUAGUCUCCACAUUUCUUAUGUAAUUGUGGAGGCAAAUGACAGUAGAGAAAUUCACUUCUUUAAAAAAAGUCUUUGUAUAAAAUGAUCUAGAGCAGACUUUUCUGUCAAUCUCUCCCAAGUCCAAACACAAAGUUUGAUAGACCUGCUAGAACCCAAUUGUCAACCGUAAAAGUUGUUGUAAUAAACUAACUUGGAUUUGGUAGGGAAAUAAAAAUUUUAGAAGAUUGCAAGAACAAUAUUAGGGGAAGCUGAGGAAGAAAUUCAGAGACAAAUAGUAUUGUUUCCAAAGUAUACAUAGUAUAAAAGGUCAGUAUCUCCUGGGGGGGUUGGUAAUACAAAGAAAAUCUUACUUUUUAUACAGUCAUUUCAUUUUUUCUUUUGUAAUUAAACUUAAAUCAUUAAGUGCCUUGGCUUUGCAAAUUAAGCAACUUGGAUACUUUGCAUUUCAGAAAAAUACAGACAUUGAUUUCUCUUUAGCUUAAUGGGCUGAAAGGUGGCAUUGUAUUUUGUAGUAUAAAACAGAAUAUGAGAACACAAAUAACCCCAGUGAAUAUUCCCUGUUUUGUAUUAAAGAGUGAGCCUUCAUUUCAUAUCUUCAUUAUAGAAAUUGCUAUAAACGCUCUUAGUAAAUCACAGAGUGCUGGAAUUCAGAAGGCUGUCGUGAGUUUGUUCUUCUCUCAGACAUUUAGGAAAUCUGAAGAUUGAAAGAAAAUCCACUGGUAGAAUCCCACAGAAUCCCAUUGUCUUGUAUUAAUGUCUAUUUACAUACAUCAAAGGUUUCAGAAACACUAGAAAAAAACAUCACUCUGCACAUGAUGGACAUCAGGAACCUCUGUUCUUCCCAUAACAGAAAGCCACAUACUGUACCUUGCAACACUACAUCCUUUGCAGAUGGUUGGGUAAAAUUCUCUCCUGCUUUUUCCCAGCUACUGUCGUGAAAGCCCUGAGAUAUCCAUUGACACAAGACGAAGCCGUCUCUGUGUUUUGCUUACUCUUGAUUAUACGCCUCUGAAAAUGUGUGUGCUUUUUCAUCCGAAAUGGGGAAAGAGGUACGCCAUCACAGGACACAUAAAGCCUUUCCUUCACAUAAGAAAGCAGAGAAGUUUUAGAGUUAUAGAAGUUGUUACAUGAAUUCUUAGCACGUUGUUCUAUUGAUGGGUUCUCUUGUAUAGUAAUUCUUAUUCAUGUAAGGUUGUGCUGUCUGGAAAGUACAGUUCAGCACUUGUGGCAGUCUUCAUUACACCUUGUGACUUUCUUCUUUCUCUGUUUGUACAGUAUGUUGCAGUUUACAUGUAUGUGCUUUGCUCUUCCUGUCAUCUUGUGAAUGUUUAUGAAAUUCAUUCAUUCAAUGUUGAUUUGUAUAAAGUGUUUGCAUAUUAAUUUUAGAGUGUACCUUUUUAUCAUUUGUAAAAAAUGUAGCAAUAACUGGGAAGCUACUGUAGAAAUUGAAGGUGACUCAACUUAAAGUGCAAAUGCAUGGUUUCAAUGGAUCACCUUCUAAUUAAGCAAUAAACCAUUACUGUAAUCUG